Molecule: messenger RNA, 909 nt
Organism: Stylophora pistillata
Lineage: Eukaryota; Metazoa; Cnidaria; Anthozoa; Scleractinia; Pocilloporidae
Product: adenosine receptor A3-like
Biological process (GO): G protein-coupled receptor signaling pathway
Cellular component (GO): membrane
Molecular function (GO): G protein-coupled receptor activity
Source: RefSeq, a predicted model, not a curated record
AUGGCGAAUGCAACCAGGGAUUUACCAUCUGAAUCAUUCUUUUUCUGCGCCAAUGACCUGAAAGGAGUACCACAUUAUAUUUUGUUAUCCCUGAAUCUUCUCAUAGCCGUCACAUCUUUUUCAGGAAACCUCUUCAUAAUCGUUGUUCUUCAAAGGGUAACCUCUAUUCAUCCGCCAUCAAAACUUUUAUUCAGUUCUUUAGCUUUCACCGAUCUCUUUGUUGGUGUGAUAGUACAACCUUUGUCGAUUGUUUAUUUCUUGUAUCCAGAGGUGUCCAAACUCUGUAGUUAUAUUGGCCACAUCUACUCAGGAGUAGGCCUCAUGCUCUGCGGAGUAUCUAUGUUCACAGCCACGGCAAUAAGCGUGGACAGAUGUUUUGCACUGAUGCUUGGGGUAAGAUACAGGCAUUAUGUAACAAAAAAGCGGAUCCAGACCUUUAUGGUUGCUUCUUGGCUUGCUAACAUUGGUAAUGCAGUCUCAAUGCUGUACAAUGAUGCCUUUGCAUAUACCACCGUUGGAGCUGGGUUGCUGUGUUUGACAACGUCAGUGUUUAGUUACGUAAAAAUCCACCGCGUCCUUCGCAAUCACCAAACUCAAGUACACCAACAACUAUAUUUCCAGCAGCCCAACAGGAGAGAAAUUCCAAUCAAAAUUGCUCGAUACAGAAAGACGGUGUCCAGUGCACUCUGGGUAUCGGCAGUUAUGGUAUCAUGUUAUCUACCAUAUGUUGUCAUUACAUCAAUAGUUUACCUCUCUGACAUAUACUCGCCUAUUCUUCUCUUUGCCACGGAGUUAGCAGCAACUCUUGUUCAGUUGAACUCUUCUCUGAAUCCAUUGUUGUACUGCUGGAAAAUUAGGGAAGUUAGAAGAGCAGCGACAAACUUACUCAAACAAUUCCUCUGCUCCUAG